Messenger RNA from Colletotrichum chrysophilum, 1266 nucleotides. RefSeq lists its product as uncharacterized. Bases 1 to 1266 code for a protein of 421 amino acids. Lineage: Eukaryota; Fungi; Ascomycota; Sordariomycetes; Glomerellales; Glomerellaceae. The transcript is spliced from 2 exons. The record is from RefSeq and is a predicted model, not a curated record.
AUGGGAGUUACCGGAAGUGGCAAGAGCACAUUCAUCUCGCAGCUUGUAGAGCAACAAGUUCCAAUCGGUCAUGGUCUGAGAUCUCUUUAUGGCAACAUACAUCUCAUCGACACGCCGGGGUUCGACGACACAGUUACCUCCGACACCGAUGUCCUCAAAAACAUUGCCGCCUACAUGAGCGGGAGCUACAAACAAGGCACGCGACUUACGGGGGUAAUCUACAUGCACAGGAUAACCGACAACCGCGUCAGCGGCUCUUCGGGAAGGAGCAUCAACAUGUUCAAGAAGCUCUGCGGCGACGACGCGUACAAGCAUGUCGUACUUACGACGAGCAUGUGGGGUGACGAAGAGAACGAUGCGGCUAAAGUCCGCCGGGAGACCGAGCUCAAGGCAGACGAAGGGUUCUGGGGUCUGAUGAGAUCUGGUGGAAGUAAGGUGAUGCGGUGGAAGAAUGACAGUUCGUCCGCUUCCGCUGUCGUGGAGCACCUUCUUCAAUGCCGACAGAUCUACGGCCUGCCUACGCUGCAGAUACAACGGGAGUUGGUGGAGGAGAAUAGGGAUCUGGAAGACACGUCCGCGGGUCAAGAGGUUGGGAGGGAGUUGCUGGAAGCGAGGAAGAAAAUGUUGCAGGAUGUUCAAGACCUGAAGAAAGAGCACCGGGAUGCUUUACGGACGAGGGACUACGAGCUAGCUGAGAAGCUCCAAAAUCAGAAACAAGAGAUGGAAAGCAAAUUGCGGAAGGCUGAGGAAGCCCAGAAAGCGCUUAGAGUCGACUUGGAACAGCUGUUGCGAGAGAAGACCGAGGAGUUUGAAAAGAAGAAGCACAAGGAACUCCGAGAUCAAGUGGCUGAGGCCGAUGAGCUUGCAGCCAAACGCGAUAAGGAGCUUAAGAAACUGAACGAAGACCUGGCACAAUCCGAGGUCUCUUACCAGGAGCUGAGGAAGGAGUUUGCCGCGGACCGUAAGAAGAUGAGUGAGAGGGACGUCAAAAGGGCCAAAGAACUUGCCGAGUAUGAGAAGAGCCUGAAGGAUCAGUAUGAGCAGGAUAAGCAGGAUAAGCAGGACAGUCUGCGUCGGCAACAGGAGCUGGCGCAAGAGAUCGAAAAGGCAAAGAGUCGGAAGAACUUGCUGAUGGCCCUGGUACCAUCUGUGCUCGGCGCUGGAGUCAUAGGCUUGGGUAUAGUCACCGCAAACCCGGCUCUGGUGAUUUCGGGUGGAGGACUGAUUUCAGGUGCAGCUGCUGGAGGUGCUGUGGGCAUGUCUUGA